AUGGCCGAUUAUGGCGGUAAUGACACACACCCAAACGUGUUCUCCAAACAAGUUGUACAGAACCUGUACGAUGUUUCAGGAGCAUAUCCUAUAAUACGAGUGGGAGGUAGCACCCAAAACUCUGCCGUAUACUAUCCAAACCAAAGCGAAGCGAUCAUUGCUCCUUUCAGUGCCCCUGAUGCUGACCAGCCAUCGCAUUCGUUCAUCGGGCCGGCCUUUAUGGAGUCAUUCCAGCAACUCCCGCGUGGAACCCGAUACAUAUACGGACUGAACUUCUUCAAGCCGGUGAACGAAUCGCUCUUUAAUGUGGGCGACGGUCUUGCCCAAUGUGUUCUCGAAGCGAACGCUGCAUAUAGGGCGUUGGGUGAGUCUCUUUAUGCUUAUGAGAUUGGGAAUGAAGUCGAUGGAUGGCCUGGCGGUUCGCGACGUUCGGUAAAUUGGACGAUUCAAGACUACGUCACGCAAUGGAAUCAAACGGACUGGAAUGUCCUAAAUGCUGUGCAAGAUGGCAUGCAUAAGAACAAGGCUAAGACCAUUGCAGAUCAUGAUUAUAUGGGUGCAAAUUGUCACUACACGGGCGUUGGCCCUACAAUUGCCACCGCUUUGUUCAACCGCACAAACAUGCUAUCGCGUGUGUGGUACCACGACUAUCUGGGAAAUGCGACAGCUGACUCAGGCAUCGAAUAUGUCAUGGGAGAAACCAACUCAAUUUCCUGCCAAGGAGCCUUGAAUAUCUCAGACGUCAUGGCUGCCGCCGUCUGGUCCGUCGACUAUGUUAUGUAUGUUUCAUCGUUGAAAGUAUCUCGCGUUCACUUCCACAUGGGCACCCGCUACCGUUAUUCAGCCUGGCAACCUAUCGAGUAUAAUGGCACAGCUGCACACGUCAAGCCCUUAUACUAUGGCAAUCUAUUUAACGCGGCUGUUUUUGCCGGCGGCAACAAGCAGACUGAGGUUGCUGUUAACGAAACGAACUUCGGCGCCUAUGCAGUAUAUAAUUCGGGGUCGCUAGAGUCUUUUGUUGCGGUCAAUCUCAACGUGUGGAACUCGACUUUUGAUCCCACCACCAGACCUUACACAGCGUUAACCCUCCCCAAGGGUUGGGACGGCGCGAAGGUGUCGAGACUCACAAGUCCAGGUAUUGAUAUUGCUGAGAAUAUAACGAUUGCGGGGCAGUGGAUAGAUGACGACGGAAAGGUCGUAGGAGAAAAGACUUACGGCAAGGUAGUUGCAGGAAAAGUGUUAGUGGGUGCAGGCGAGGCUGUUUUGAUCCAGCUCCAUUCUUGA
Phaeoacremonium minimum UCRPA7 is the source of this 1284-nucleotide messenger RNA. Its product is annotated as putative glycoside hydrolase family 79 protein. Bases 1 to 1284 code for a protein of 427 amino acids. The transcript has 6 exons. The record is from RefSeq and is a predicted model, not a curated record. NCBI's taxonomy places the organism in Eukaryota, Fungi, Ascomycota, Sordariomycetes, Togniniales, Togniniaceae.